CGUCGCGUAGUUUUGGUGUUCGCGACCUCGGGAAGAGACAAUUGCUGGUCCAAACGCAAUCGACACUUGCCAACCUCCCGUAACCAUAACAAUUACGAUUGUGAGGUCGUCGUCCGUACUUGUUAUCCCUACACCACUACUUUCUCAUAUUUGCUGUAUCUCGUCGACUAUACAUGAAUUCGAAUUUUUAAGUUCUUCCCCCCUUCUACUCAUCGCUACCCUCGACAUGGCCCAUCCUGCGGCGCCCGCAGAACUUGCAACCGUUGUACCCAUGGACGUGGACAAUGAGCUUGAAGCCGAUUCCACAGCCAUCUCUCCAGAACCAAAAAUCACACAUGCCCCCGCACAAUCCGCCAAUGCACUAUCAAAGUUGCUCGAUGACGAUGCCGACUCAGAGGUUGAUGAGCCUCAAGCUCAGAAGCCGCGGCCGAACAUCCUUACACGUUUACAACCUCAACACACCACCGGGGAUUCGUCUUCAGACAGCGAAGAUGAUGCUGGUGUGAGCGCUUACGAGCGUGUCAAGAAGAUGCUCAUGAAUAAAUCAACUCAGAACGCACAAAUGGAGUCACAAUCAACUACACAAGCGGCAGCACAGGCAACAUCACAACCCGCCUCGACUCUGGAUAUAUCUCGCCUUUCAAGUAGUGAAGACGAGGAUGAUAUGCCCGUCCAGAGAAAAGUCAUCAGGAAGACAGCUACACGGAUAGCAAGGGACACCCCAUCUCCAGCACAGUCGCCCACAAAAUCACAUUCACGACACUCAUCGCCGGGCCUGUUCGUUUCCCCCAAUGGUUCUCCAGUGAAGAGAACUCGGCCCGUUAGCAAUGCUUCAAAUGACUCCGAAUCCGAUGAAUUGCCUGCCUCGAGAUCUUCCAAAGAGAUGAAGGCUCGUGUUGAACGUAUCAGAGCACAGAGAUUGGCGAAGGAGAAGUCAACAUCCGCAAAGAAGCAGACACAUUCGAAAGAAGCGAGCACGGAUGACGAGACAGAUAGCGAUCCCGAUGGUGAGAACGGACGACGUCUCACACAACAAUCCCGACCUACACGCAAGGCCGGGAAGAAGGCCUUGGAGGAAAUGAGUCGGGAGCAGCAAAGGAUCAGUCGAAAUAUGCAAUUGGCCCACAAGGCAAAGACCAAGAAGAAGUAUACGACAAAGGAUCUCUUUGCUCGCUUCAAUUACCAAACAGAAGCAACCGGAGCUCUACCCACUCCUCCCACGAGCUUCAGCCAAAGGUCGUCUGAUGUAGAGCACGACAAACCCUAUGACACACCGCCAACCAGCCCUCCAGUCCAGGAAGAAUCGGCCAAGAACGACACGCUCACAGAAUUGGAGGUUUCUGCCGCCUCGCCUUCUCUUGAGACUAUUGGACUAGUCCCAUCCGUGCAUAAGGGGAAAGGCAGAGCUCCAGAAUUCCAACAUCUUCCACCAAACGCGGCGGAAGAGCAAGCAACAAUACAGCGCGCGCAGGUUCCAUCAAUUCACGUAGAGAAGCCCUUAGCAUCUGAAAUGGUAGAACUUUCAGACUCAGAAGACGAACUGAAAACACCUCGACCGAAGAGUAGGUUCCCUGUAUUUGACAGGGUACCACAGCAGAAGCAGCAACAAUCAUCAUCUCUCCAUCACCUCCGCCACCUUGCUAAUUUGACUUCACCCGGAAAGAAGGGGGUGAAGGGCAAGCCUUCCAUGACGAUCAUCGAAUUGGGCUCUUCUCUCAACCAACUAGCACGAAAACAAGCUCAGCGGGAACGAGAGGAGAAGAUCGAGGAGUUGCGUCGCCGAGGAAUUCAUAUUGAGACGGCAGAAGAGCGUGAGAAGCAUGAGUUAGAGAUCGAGAACAUCGUUGCCCAACUUGAAAAGGCUCGGCAGGAAGACCUCAAACUCACCAAACUCGAAAAGGCGGAAGCCAGGAAGAAUGGUGAGGUUGGCGAUGAGUUGGCAUCUAGUGACGAGUCUGACGAUGGAGACUAUGCCGCCAGCGAUGAAGAUGGAGCACCUGAGUCUGAGCCCGAGGACGAGGUUGAGCUUGAGCUAUCUGGCUCAGAGGACGAAAGUCUUGCGGAAGACGAGGAUGAUGUCGGGAACCAUAACGACUUGAUUGACGGUGCGGCGGAAGAGGAAGACAAGGAAGAAGACGAAGAAGACGAAGAGCUUGCCGAGAUUUCCGAAGCCGCUGCAGUACAAGAUGACGAUGACAUGGAGGAGACUCUCCUUCCAGUCACCAGAGCACGUCCUAGUAAACGGGCUCGUAAUGUUAUCGUCGAUGAUGAAGAUGACAGCGAGGCCGAUGUACCGAACAAUAGCACGCCGACCCAACGACCAUUGUCACCAACGCAGCAAGACGAUGGUAUGGCUGCGGCAUUUGGCUUCGACAAGUCGUCUCCUUCGCUUGGACUAACCCAAAUGUUUGCGGGAACAAUGGCCGAUCUACAGACUGGAUCCCAGAACGCACAUCCAAUUGACAAUGAGCCCGAACAGGACUCGAUAGCCUUCCUUCGCAGUCUACCUGAUAGCCAAGCAAUGGUUUCGCAGUUCCCCGCCACACUUGUUCCCAACAGCCAGACACCCGUUUCCCCACAGAAGGAGUCCCAAGUCGGACAGUCCAUGCCUCAGCUCAAUCUCGGUAUCAGUCAACUCAUCGACACGUCUCCUGCCUUCUCGCACACUCAAGAUUUUGAGCCGACGCAGGAUGGAGGCUUUGAAUUCACGCGGUCCCCCGCUGUCUUAAUUGCGCCAUCGUCCACGGUUGACACUGUCAUGAUGCCAGUUGCAGAGUCUCCUGUGAAACAAAGGAAGGGCAGGCUCCAUCAGCGAAAGCAGCUGAUUGCCGACUUCUCUGAUGUUGAAGAGGAAAGUACAGCUGUAGAGAGCAACAACAAGCCAGAUGCCGACAAUGCAUUUGCUGUUCUUAAGAAGGCUGCAAAGAAGGAGAAGAAGAAAGUCGACAAGUUCAACAAGAACACGAGUUGGGCAAAGGAUAUCGUCCAAGAGCAAGCUGAGGAAUCUGAGGACGAAUACGCCGGUAUUGGUGGAGCAAGUGACGAUGACAGUGCCGAAGAUGAUGAGGAGCUCGCAGAGAUGAUUGACCAUGAUGAAGUGAAGGUUGAUGAGCGCAAACUUGCCUCUUACUUCUUGGAGAAAGAGAAGGUCACGGAUGAGAAGAACAUCAACCAACUUUACAAAGACAUCAUGAACGGUGGGCUUCGGAAACGGCGAGGUGGUGACGCCUUUGACCUCUCUGACUCGGAAGACGAGGCAGAGCAGCGACGCAGGAAGAAGCAAAUGCAGUUCCGACAAAUGACCAAGGCACUCAUCUCGGAUGAGAGAAUCGGCAAGAUUGCCCAGAAUCCCAAGCAGGCUGCAUUCUUCAACACCCUCGCCGAUCACUUGGAAGAUCCAGACAACGACUUCCUGAACGAGCCUGAACUUCUCAACGGGGAAAGUCGGUCUCAGUCCCAAUCAGAAGAGGGCAAAGAAACCAAUGAGACUGCGGAUGUAGCAAUCCCUGAUUCUCAGUCUGCCGAGGCCUCGGUCACCACAGGUGCUCCGGUCAAUCCACUGAAGCGCAAGCUUCCCGACUCCCAAGAGAAGGAGAACCGUCCACCAGCUCACCUGCGACGGACCGCCGCCAACGAGACUCUUACGCGGAAGCCUAUGACGAUUGCCGAUAUCCAACACUCAGUCUCAGAACUCCUCGACGACCCUCGCGACGUCAUUCCCGAGACUCAACCCUACGAUUCAGAUUCCGAUAUCGAGAUCGAGCCUCCCGUGAAAGCAGCCUCACGCAAGCCGAUCAUCGACCGUCUUACCUUAUCACGAACCACGAUUGAGGUAUCAGAUGCUGCAGCUGGGGGCCACAUGGCCUUCGUUUCAGCAUCUGGAGGUACCCUGCCUGGCUUCCGCGUGCCGAGCUUGAUUCGGAGAGCAACAAGCAACCUAUCUACCGCUAGUAGCGGUAGCUCAGGAACCACUACGCCUGUGGAGGGCGGUGGUGUCAGGCGCGGUGGAACGGGCAGGAGCAACAUCCACGCCCAGGCCAGGGAAGCCGAGAGGAGGGCUGCGUUGGAUAAGGUGGAGAAGAAGAGGAAGGACGAGCUCAAGAAGAAAGUGAGCCGGGCGAAGAACCAGAGGAGCGUGCUUGCCAGCCUUGGAGGUGGCUUUGAAUGAUUUGACGUAUACCCUUUCAUAGUAAUGGCGUUUCUAGGACAUGGUCUUGAAUAGGCAUUGCAGCAUCGUUAGGAUUGAAAAUUAGCAUAUCGUUCCAUAG
Molecule: messenger RNA, 4268 nt
Organism: Aaosphaeria arxii CBS 175.79
Lineage: Eukaryota; Fungi; Ascomycota; Dothideomycetes; Pleosporales
Exons: 2
Coding region: 227-4168 (1313 amino acids)
Biological process (GO): mitotic DNA replication checkpoint signaling; activation of protein kinase activity; mitotic G2 DNA damage checkpoint signaling
Molecular function (GO): anaphase-promoting complex binding
Source: RefSeq, a predicted model, not a curated record